Molecule: messenger RNA, 1107 nt
Organism: Gastrolobium bilobum
Lineage: Eukaryota; Viridiplantae; Streptophyta; Magnoliopsida; Fabales; Fabaceae
Product: probable ADP-ribosylation factor GTPase-activating protein AGD11
Exons: 8
Coding region: 1-1107 (368 amino acids)
Molecular function (GO): phospholipid binding; GTPase activator activity
Source: RefSeq, a predicted model, not a curated record
AUGUCUAUUCAGCAUGAAAAUUCUGAUAUAAAAGAUGGAUCAGGUCCACAGAAAAGGCUAACAAAUCUUAUGCAUCAAGCUGGGAACCAUUUUUGUGCUGAUUGUGGAACUCCAGAGCCAAAAUGGGUAUCUUCAAGUCUUGGAGUAUUUAUUUGCAUCAAGUGUUCUGGCAUACAUAGAAGUCUAGGAGUCCACAUAUCAAAGGUUCUAUCACUGAAGCUAGAUGAAUGGACAGAUGAACAAGUUGAUGCAUUAGUGAAGUUAGGUGGAAAUACAUUAUUAAAUAAGAAGUAUGAAGCUUGCCUCCCAAGUAAUGUAAAAAAACCAAAACCAUAUUCCUCCAUCGAGGAGCGCUCUGAUUUCAUUAGGAGAAAAUAUGAGCUGCAACAAUUUAUGGAAAGUGAUGACAAUUCUUCAUGCUCCAUUGUACAAUAUCAAGGAAGAAGAAGUACAUCAUUGCCUCCGAGCAGUUCUUCAUGUUACAAUUCUCAUAUGGACAAGAAACAAUAUGAAAAACACCCAACCAAACAUCAUCGUAUUGGACAUGCCUUCCGAAAUAGCCGGACAAGAAAAGAUUCUGAGCACAAGUCUUCAAAGAAGAGUAACUCAUUGGCAGGUAUGGUUGAAUUUGUUGGGUUGAUCAAGGUUAAUGUCGUUAGAGGCACUCGUCUGGCAGUUCGAGAUGUAAUGACCAGCGACCCUUAUGUCAUCCUUUCUUUGGGACACCAAUCAGUAAAAACACGGUACAUAAAGAACAAUUUGAAUCCAGUCUGGAAUGAAAGCCUAAUGCUAUCAAUUCCAGAGAACAUUCCUCCUCUUAAAGUGCUUGUGUAUGAUAAGGAUACAUUUUCAACUGAUGAUUUUAUGGGUGAAGCUGAAAUAGACAUUCAACCUCUAGUUUUAGCCGCAAGGGCCUAUGAGAAAUCUACAAUAAAUGAGCCUAUGCAGCUUGGGAAAUUUUUAGCAAGCAAUGACAACACUCUUGUUAGAGAUGGUAUCAUAUCCCUUGAUGAAGGCAAGAUCAAACAGGAAAUCUCAGUGAGGUUACAGAAUGUUGAGAGAGGUGUGCUGGAGAUUGAGCUUGAGUGUGUUCCUCUUACUCAAUAG